UACAACGCGCUUAAUUUCUGACUCAUUACCGUUUUAGGCCAUCAAAUUUUUUCAAAAAUUUUCACCCAUCUUUCUUCAUUUAUCCCACACCUUUUCCAAGGCUCAACCUUAUAACUAUUCUAUAUCACUGGAAUCGGUAGUGAUAGUUGAUUGUUUCAUAUAAUUGUUGUGUUUUCUCACUUAAUUGCCUCAUGAUACAGUUAAGAACGUUGGUUGCUCGUCAAGCAACUCAUAUACAUAAUUAUUAUCAUAAACCAACAAGUUCUUCAAUAUCUUUAUUUAAAAGAUUUCUUAGUACUGAACCAACUUAUCCUGGUGCUGAAUUAUUAAAGAAUUUUAAUGAUGAACAUGCUCAUAAAUUAGUUGAUGUAUCUAAAGUUUUAGUUAUUGGUUCUGGUGGACUUUCUAUUGGUCAAGCUGGUGAAUUUGAUUAUUCUGGUUCUCAAGCUAUUAAAGCUUUAAAGGAAGCUAAUAAAAAAUCCAUUUUAAUUAAUCCAAAUAUUGCUACCAAUCAAACUUCUCAUGCUUUAGCUGAUGAAAUAUAUUAUUUACCAGUUACUGCUGAAUAUAUUACUUAUAUUAUUGAAAGAGAAAGACCAGAUGGAAUAUUAUUAACAUUUGGAGGUCAAACUGGUUUAAAUGUCGGAGUUAAAUUGGAUAAAAUGGGGGUUUUUGAUAGAUAUGGUGUUAAAGUAUUGGGAACUCCCAUUAAAACUUUAGAAACUUCAGAAGAUCGUGAUUUAUUUGCUCAAGCCUUAAAAGAAAUUAAUAUUCCAAUAGCUGAAUCUAUUGCAGUUGAUACUGUUGAUGAUGCCUUGGCUGCAGCUAAAGAUGUUGGUUAUCCAAUUAUCGUUAGAUCUGCUUAUUCUUUAGGUGGUUUAGGUUCAGGAUUUGCUGCGGAUGAAAAUGAAUUAAGAAAUUUAGCUGCUCAAUCUCUUUCUUUAGCUCCACAAAUUUUAGUUGAAAAAUCUUUAAAGGGUUGGAAAGAAGUUGAAUAUGAAGUUGUUCGUGAUAGAGUUGGUAAUUGUAUUACUGUUUGUAAUAUGGAGAAUUUUGAUCCAUUAGGAAUUCAUACUGGUGAUUCUAUUGUUGUGGCUCCAUCACAAACAUUAUCGGACGAAGAAUAUCAUAUGUUAAGAUCAGCAGCUAUUAAAAUCAUUAGACAUUUAGGAGUGGUUGGAGAAUGUAAUGUUCAAUAUGCUUUACAACCAGAUGGAUUAGAUUAUAGAGUUAUUGAAGUUAAUGCUCGUUUAUCUAGAUCUUCUGCUUUAGCAUCUAAAGCAACUGGUUAUCCAUUAGCUUAUACUGCUGCUAAGAUUGCCUUAGGUCAUACAUUACCAGAAUUACCAAACCCAGUUACUAAGACUACUUCUGCUAAUUUCGAACCUUCAUUAGAUUAUAUGGUUACUAAGAUUCCAAGAUGGGAUUUAUCUAAAUUCCAACAUGUUAAAAGAGAUAUUGGAUCAGCUAUGAAAUCAGUUGGAGAAGUUAUGGCUAUUGGUAGAAACUUUGAAGAAUCAUUCCAAAAGGCCAUUAGACAAAUUGAUCCAUCAUAUAUUGGAUUCCAAGGUGAUCAUUUUGAAGAUUUAGAUUUUGUAUUAGCUAAUCCAACUGAUAGAAGAUGGUUAGCGGUUGGACAAGCCUUAUUACAUGAAAAUUAUUCGGUUGAUAAAGUUCAUGAAUUAACUAAGAUUGAUAAAUGGUUCCUUCACAAAUUAAUGAAUAUUGUUAAUAUGUAUCGAGAAUUAGAAAGUGUUGGAACCUUAGAUAAAAUCAAUAGUGAUUUAAUGAGUAGAGCUAAGAAAUUAGGAUUCUCUGAUAAACAAAUUGGAAUUUGUGUUGGAGCUAAAGAAUUACAAGUUAGAAGUGUUAGAAAGAAUUUUGGUAUUAUACCAUUUGUUAAGAAAAUUGAUACUUUAGCUGCUGAAUUCCCUGCCAAUACUAAUUAUCUUUAUACUACUUAUAAUGCUACAUCAUCAGAUAUUGAUUUUAAUGAUAAUGGUACUUUAGUAUUAGGAUCAGGAGUUUAUCGUAUUGGAUCAUCCGUUGAAUUUGAUUGGUGUGCAGUUUCCACCGCUAGAGCCUUAAGAGAUUCUGGUCAUAAAACUAUUAUGAUUAAUUAUAAUCCAGAAACUGUAUCAACUGAUUUCGAUGAAGUGGAUAGAUUAUACUUUGAAGAAUUAUCUUUAGAAAGAGUAUUGGAUAUUUAUGAAUUAGAAACUGCUCAAGGAGUAGUAGUUAGUGUUGGAGGUCAAUUACCUCAAAACAUUGCUCUUGAUUUACAAAAGCAAGGAUGUCAAGUUCUUGGUACUAACCCUGAAGAUAUUGAUAAAGCAGAAGAUCGUCAUAAAUUCUCUCAAAUUUUAGAUUCUAUUGGAGUUGAUCAACCUCAAUGGAAAGAAUUAACUUCUAUUGCUGAAGCAGAAAUCUUUGCUAAUGAAGUUGGAUUCCCAGUAUUAGUUCGUCCAUCUUAUGUUUUAUCAGGAGCUGCUAUGUCUGUUAUUAAUUCUAAGGAUGAACUUGAUUUAAAAUUAUCUAAUGCUGCUAAAGUAUCUAGAGAACAUCCUGUUGUUAUUUCUAAAUUUAUUCAAGGAGCUCAAGAAAUUGAUAUUGAUGGAGUGGCCAGUGAAGGUAAAGUAUUAGUUCAUGCAGUAUCUGAACAUGUUGAAAAUGCUGGAGUUCAUUCUGGUGAUGCAACAUUAGUUUUACCACCUCAAAAUUUAUCUCCAUUAAUUUUAGAUAGAUUAAAGGAAAUUGCUGAUAAAGUUGCUGAAGCUUGGAAGAUUACUGGACCAUUUAAUAUGCAAAUCAUUAAGAAUGAUCAAAAUGGAACUCUUAAUGAUUCUCAAUGUGAAUUAAAAGUUAUUGAAUGUAAUAUUAGAGCUUCAAGAUCUUUCCCAUUUGUUUCUAAAGUAUUAGGAAUUAAUUUUAUUGAUGUAGCAGUUAAAGCUCUUAUUAAAGAAAAUAUUCCUCAACCAGUUAAUUUAAUGAAUAUUAAAUAUGAUAGAGUGGCAACUAAAGUUCCUCAAUUCUCAUUUACAAGAUUAGCUGGAGCUGAUCCAUUUUUAGGAGUUGAAAUGGCAUCAACUGGUGAAGUUGCAUGUUUUGGUAAAGAUUUAGUUGAAGCUUAUUGGACAUCUAUUCAAUCUACUAUGAACUUUAAUGUUCCAAGACCUGGUCAAGGUUUAUUAUUAGGAGGUGAUUUAACUAAUGAUAAAUUAGGUCAAGUUGCUAAGACUGUUUCCGGUUUAGGUUAUAAUUUCUAUUCUGCCAAUGAACGUGUUAGUAACUAUUUGAAACAAUAUGUUGAAGAACCAGUUGAAGUUAUUGAAUUCCCUAAGACUGAUAAACGUGCCUUACGAGAAAUCUUUCAAGAUAAAAAGAUUGGAGCAGUUAUUAAUUUAGCUAAGGCAAGAGCUGAAAGUUUAUUGGAUGAAGAUUAUGUUAUGAGAAGAAAUGCUAUUGAUUUUGCUAUUCCAUUAUUUAAUGAACCAAAUACUUCAUUAUUAUUUGCUCAAUGUCUUAAGGAAAAGAUUGGUACUAAGAUUGCCUUUGAUGUAACUCCUGAACAAGUCAUAAUUCCACAAGAAGUCAAGAGAUGGAGUGAAUUUAUUGGUGGUAAACCAGUAUAAAUCAGUGAGUGAGUGACUAAUUUAUUUCUAACUGUAUGAACAAUUAUUACUUGUAAAAAAAGUUCAAUUACUUAUUUAAUUUAAAUAUUA
This is a messenger RNA of Scheffersomyces amazonensis, 3722 nucleotides long. It is a transcript of the gene CPA2, whose product is annotated as carbamoyl-phosphate synthase (glutamine-hydrolyzing). The record is from RefSeq and is a predicted model, not a curated record. Lineage: Eukaryota; Fungi; Ascomycota; Pichiomycetes; Serinales; Debaryomycetaceae. Gene Ontology annotation, cellular component: cytoplasm. The transcript has a single exon. Gene Ontology annotation, molecular function: metal ion binding; ATP binding; carbamoyl-phosphate synthase (glutamine-hydrolyzing) activity. Bases 192 to 3632 code for a protein of 1146 amino acids.